AUGAAAGAAUUGAACGAAUUCAAAAUUGAACAUAAUAAAAAAAUUGAAGAGCGAAAAAAGUUUUUACAACCUCAAGUAUUACGAAUCGACGAUGAUGAUGAUAUUAUAGAAAAUGAUGUUACAGUUGAAUCAUCGAGUGAUGAUGACGACAAUGCGAAUCGAUCUUAUCAAGCAAAUGAAAAUAAAAAAUUUGAAAAGGAACAGUCUAUAAUAACAGUCAGUGAUUCUUAUGAUGACGAAUCAAUUCUCAAACCAAAAUCGAGGCAUGUACAAUCGUCUAAUUUUGGAUUUGAUGAAUCUUAUAUGACUAAUAAUUAUUCUAAACAAUCGAUGACGUUAUCGGCUAAUUCAAUAAGUCCAGAUAAAACAGAAAGUCGACUCACAACCGGUGAUACAGGUUAUAGAUCGAAUUCGGCUGCAAGCACAUCAAGUAUUCGGUUAUUACAGAAUCAAUCGCGAACAAGUUCGAGAGGAUCAGUUGAAGAUUAUCAAACGAAGCAUGAUCAUCGUUCACCAAUGCGUGUUACUUAUGAACAACCAAAUAUUCGUCAAUUAUCGAAUACAAAAACGUUGAUAUCUCAGAAAUCGACAGAUUUAACGACAAAACCGACUUCACCAAAAACAUCAUUACCAACUAAACAACUAUCAUUAAAAGAGUUGAGAAAUGAGCACGCAAUAAAUGCACUGCCAACAUUGCCUAAGCUAAGAAAACGCGAUAAUUAA
Didymodactylos carnosus is the source of this 723-nucleotide messenger RNA. The record is from the annotation of a GenBank genome assembly. NCBI's taxonomy places the organism in Eukaryota, Metazoa, Rotifera, Eurotatoria, Philodinida, Philodinidae.